Molecule: messenger RNA, 740 nt
Organism: Onthophagus taurus
Lineage: Eukaryota; Metazoa; Arthropoda; Insecta; Coleoptera; Scarabaeidae
Product: cuticle protein 19-like
Cellular component (GO): extracellular matrix
Source: RefSeq, a predicted model, not a curated record
UGUUCCAUUCGCGACUAUAAAAUGAGCCAGUUUGUUUUCAAAUUGGUCAGUUGUCGCAGUACAUUCAACAGUCAACCAUCCACCAAUAGUUGCCAUGGCCUCAAGGAUUGUAUUAGCCCUAGCCACAGUUGCUCUAGUCAGUGCCCAAUACCAAAAUUACGGUUAUGGCCAGAACCAGGGUCAAGGCGGUCAAGGCGUCAAUCAAGGUAAUCAAAAUGGCCAACAACAACAAAACGGUUUUCAAACGCAACAGUACCAUCCAACCAACUACCCUACGGCACCGGUGGCAGCAUCGUUCCAAUCCCAAAAUCAACAACAAGGUCAACAAAUUCAACCAUUUACAGUAGCCGCUAACCAAAUUCAGGAGCCGUACGAUCCUUAUCCUCAAUACGCUUAUGCCUACGAUGUCCAUGAUCCAUCCACAGGAGAUAUUAAGAAUCAACACGAAACUAGGCACGGUGAUAGCGUAAGAGGCCAGUACAGUUUAACCGAACCGGAUGGUUCCAGAAGGACCGUGGAUUAUUCUUCAGACCCUAAUACCGGAUUUAACGCGAUUGUUCGCAGAAACGGACAGCAAGUUCACGGACAAUAGUUUCGAUAUUUCAGAUUGAACGACGAAACUUGAGUACGAUUGGAUUGCUUGGACCACGUCCGCAUUGACUAUUUUGAUAAUGUGACUAUUUUAAACUGCCUGUAUCAUGCAAUAAAGAAAAAAAAGAAUACACAAAUUAUGUUUGAAA